AUGGCGCCACCGCGAACAGAACGUGUGCUCAGCAUCCAGUCGCAUGUCGCGUACGGCUACGUCGGGGGGAAAGCUGCCGUGUUCCCACUGCAGCUUCUCGGAUACGACGUCGAUGUUGUGAACACCGUCAACUUCUCCAAUCAUGCCGGAUAUCACCGCGCCGGAGGAACCAAGGCUACUGCGGCCGAACUAGCCAAUAUGUUUUCCAUCAUGGAGGACAAUGGCUUCCUCAAACCUGCUCGCCUACUCACCGGCUACAUACCUGGAGCGGAAGGCCUUUCCGCCGUCGCAGACCUCUCCGAGAAGCUUUGUAAGGCUAAACCCAACCUAUUAUACCUCUUGGACCCUGUCAUCGGAGACGCUGGCCGUCUCUACGUUGCUGCGGAUGUGAUUCCCGUCUAUAGGUUGAUGCUUCCUCGCGCGUCUAUUAUUACACCAAACUGGUUCGAAGCCGAAGUGCUUACAGACGUCAAGAUAGAAGAUACAGCUUCAUUACACAAAGUUCUCGACAUCCUACACCACAAGUACCAAGUACCACACGUGGUCAUCAGCUCAAUACCUCUCAAGCAAUGGCUCCGCGGCAUCCUUCCCGCGAACGACCACCCUAUACCUACAAACGAAGACGUAGAGGACCAGCUUCUGUGCAUGACAUCCAGUCGAGUACCCGGCCAAGACAUCGAGUCAUCAGUACACUCCGUCUGCGUCCCGCUUAUACGCGGCUACUUCUCGGGUGUCGGCGACCUCUUCUCUGCUCUGAUCCUCGGUCACUACGAUACAAGUCUAUCUGGAGCAGAACCCCUCGUGUCGGCCGUCGAACUCGCUAUCACGAAGACACACACGAUACUGCAACGCACGUACGACUACGCCGAGUCGUUACCGGAAGAGGAUCGUCAGGCGACGGACGAUGAACGCGAUGCUGAGGAUCCUGUGCGCAGGAUACGUCGGAUGAGUGGGCGGGAGUUGAGGCUCGUUCAGAGUCAGGAUAUAUUGCGCGGUGGACCGGAGAUGGGGCCGGUAAGGAGGCUGUCGCCAUGGGAGGGCUUCUGGGACGGGUAUACCCGAGAAUGA
Molecule: messenger RNA, 1068 nt
Organism: Peniophora sp. CBMAI 1063
Lineage: Eukaryota; Fungi; Basidiomycota; Agaricomycetes; Russulales; Peniophoraceae
Source: the annotation of a GenBank genome assembly